This is a messenger RNA of Cladophialophora yegresii CBS 114405, 1872 nucleotides long. RefSeq names its product serine/threonine protein kinase. The record is from RefSeq and is a predicted model, not a curated record. The transcript has a single exon. Gene Ontology annotation, molecular function: ATP binding; protein kinase activity. The coding region runs from base 1 to 1872 and encodes 623 amino acids. NCBI's taxonomy places the organism in Eukaryota, Fungi, Ascomycota, Eurotiomycetes, Chaetothyriales, Herpotrichiellaceae. Gene Ontology annotation, biological process: protein phosphorylation.
AUGGAGUGCAUGAAGGAUGAUUUCCGUGCGGAUGAGCUCCUUGGUGGACGUUUCCGGACCAUUGCUCCUCUCAAUCAUGGCUCAUUCGGAAUGGUCUUCCUCGCCGAGGACACUCUGACUCAACAGCACGUGGCCAUCAAAUGCCUCACCAAGCCUUCUGCCGUAUCUCAGCCUACAACUCUAAAUACGGAUGAAGGUGCUGAGGAACUUGCUUGCCAUGCCAUAUUGAAGCAUCACGACCACUUGGUGAAUCUUGUACAUCACUUUGAGACAGACGCUCAUACCUUCCUGGCCUUGGAAUACUGCUCUCAGGGAGAUCUCUACGAAGCCAUCCGCAUGGACCGUGGACCUUUACAGACCGAACAUGUCCGGCGUUUCAUGUUGCAACUCAUCAGUGCUGUACAACACAUGCACGCCAAUGGUCUGUACCACCGAGAUAUCAAGCCUGAGAAUAUCUUCCUGACGCAGGAUGGUUCUGUCAAGCUCGGAGACUUCGGCUUGGCUACCAGGAGCCUCUGGUGUUACGAGCCCUGCGUCGGAAGUGACCGGUAUAUGGCUCCCGAACAAUACGAUCCUGCUGGCACGGGUUAUUCUCCAGCGAAGGCCGAUGUUUGGUCCAUUGGCAUCUGCUUGCUCAAUGUUCUCUUCGCAAGGAACCCCUUUGUCACGCCAACGGAAGAUGAUGUUCUAUUUGCCGACUAUCGGCGCGAUCGCCAAUCCUUGUUCGACAUCUUCCCAAACAUGUCGCAGGAUACGUUCGAGAUUCUCUCGGUGGCCAUGGCCAUGGACCCUGCCAAGCGCGACUUAGCCGCGGUGAAACAAGCCGUUCUCCGAGCGGUUGCUUUUACUACAGAAGACGAAUCCUUCGAUGACCUCUUCUGCUCUGAAGAACGCGAUGUCGUACGGGCAAGUGCCAACCGUGAGCCUUUGCGGACCCCGUCGAUCCAAAGUCCUCAGCUCGAUGGCGAGUCGUUCCCGUGGGCCAAGGCUCUGCAUGCCAGUCCUGCUCACAAGCAGCAGCUGGCGAGCAUCACGGACGUGUACGAGGAGGAUCUCUUUGAUUCUGACAAGAGCCUGAAGCUUGGCGAAUCCUGGUACUCUGGUUCUGGCAACACACCGUCGUUGGCGUCUGUUUUCGACUCGGCUUAUGGUUCGUUUAUGUCGAUGGCGAUCAAGCGGCCUGCUGGCCGUGAUCCACCUCAACCAGAUCCGCUGCCCAUCCCCAAUUCGCUGCCUGCCCGUCCAUCUCGACCUAUUCCCGCCAUGUCUUCCGUCUUCGGAAAGAAGGGUGACGACGCAGUGGCCAAGAGCUGGAGCGAUAUGUUUGAGGAAGAUGAGGAAGAGUCAGAACGUGAGGCCGAGAUGAAGUUUCGACGUGAGCACAACUCGCGAAGCUGGAGUCAAGAUAGUCGCAAGGCUCUCCCGGUACCGCCUGGGGUGCUUGCCGAAUCCAAGAGCCGUUCGUCCAGUAAUGCUCGUCGUAGCCGCACGCCAAAGCCAACGUCGCCAGUGAAGGCCAGCUUCGGAGUCAACGAGAACGACCCCUUUGGAUGGCGGAUGCGGACCCCACGACAUUCACCAAAGCAGAUUCCCGCCGACAAGUGGGCUGCUCUGGGCAAUAAGAGACGGAACUACCAAACCGAGCCGGAAAUUCAGACCAAGAAACGAGCUAUGACAACAGGAUCUCGCAAGAGACCAACACCCGGGUUUGGACAUGAGCAUCACCACAAUCCAAGCCGUCGACGGGACAGCCGAAACAAGGUUCGUCCUGCGUACUUGGAAAAAGAUUGGCGUCAGCAACGCGUGAUCGACUCAUCCGCGGAUGAGGACGAUCUUGAGUGGGUUGGAGGUUGGCACAACUUCCAUUUGUAA